This is a messenger RNA of Malania oleifera, 1579 nucleotides long. RefSeq names its product glutamine synthetase cytosolic isozyme 2. The transcript is spliced from 12 exons. The coding region runs from base 216 to 1286 and encodes 356 amino acids. Gene Ontology annotation, cellular component: cytoplasm. NCBI's taxonomy places the organism in Eukaryota, Viridiplantae, Streptophyta, Magnoliopsida, Santalales, Ximeniaceae. Gene Ontology annotation, molecular function: glutamine synthetase activity. The record is from RefSeq and is a predicted model, not a curated record.
UUAUUUUUAUAUUAUUUUUUAAGUUACCAAAAAAAAACAAAAAAAAUCAGCUCUACGCUUACAAAGCGGAAACCGCACUAUAUAGCACGGUUAUCGCCUCUACCGGGCCCUGGUCGCCUCUGGUAGUCUGCAGUCUGCACGCUCAAAUCUCAGAUAGAGGGAGAGGGAGAAACAGAGAGAUUCAUUUGGAGUGUUCUUGGGUUUGGGCUUUCACCAUGUCGCUGCUUUCGGAUCUCAUCAACUUGAACCUGUCUGAGACCACUGAGAAGAUUAUUGCGGAGUACAUAUGGGUUGGUGGAUCUGGCAUGGACCUUAGAAGCAAAGCAAAGACUCUUCCUGGACCAGUCAGUGAUCCCCACCAGCUUCCUAAGUGGAACUAUGAUGGAUCUAGCACAGGUCAAGCACCUGGAGAAGACAGUGAAGUGAUACUUUAUCCUCAAGCAAUCUUCAGGGAUCCAUUCAGAAGGGGGAACAAUAUCCUAGUCAUGUGUGAUGCCUACACGCCAGCAGGCAUUCCAAUCCCAACAAAUAAGAGGCAUGAUGCUGCAAAGAUAUUCAGCCAUCCUGAUGUGGCAGCUGAAGAAACCUGGUAUGGCAUUGAGCAGGAGUACACCUUGCUGCAGAGGGAUGUUAACUGGCCGAUUGGGUGGCCUGUUGGAGGUUAUCCUGGACCUCAGGGGCCAUACUACUGUGGUGCUGGUGCUGACAAAGCCUUUGGGCGCGACAUUGUUGAUUCUCAUUAUAAGGCCUGCCUUUAUGCUGGAGUUAACAUCAGUGGCAUCAAUGGAGAAGUUAUGCCAGGACAGUGGGAGUUUCAAGUUGGCCCUUCUUUUGAUAUCUCUGCUGGAGAUGAGUUGUGGAUUGCCCGUUACAUUCUGGAGAGGAUUACAGAGAUUGCUGGAGUGGUGCUGUCCUUUGAUCCCAAACCUAUCCCGGGUGAUUGGAAUGGAGCUGGUGCUCACACAAAUUACAGCACAAAAUCCAUGAGAAAUGAUGGAGGCUAUGAAGUUAUCAAGAAAGCAAUUGAAAAGCUUGGACUGAGGCACAAAGAACAUAUUGCUGCUUACGGAGAAGGCAAUGAGCGUCGCCUCACUGGACGACAUGAAACAGCUAACAUCAACACAUUCAAAUGGGGGGUUGCGGACCGCGGGGCAUCAAUUCGAGUUGGCCGGGACACAGAGAAGGAUGGGAAAGGGUACUUUGAGGACAGAAGGCCAGCUUCAAACAUGGAUCCCUACGUGGUCACUUCCAUGAUUGCAGAGACUACCAUUCUAUGGAAACCAUAAGCCCUCUGCUGCAACCUCCUAUGAGAUGUGGUGGAGAAACUGUGUGAAGUGGUAUGUUGCAUCUGUUUUAUGUGGGUAGAAGAAGAGCCCCGUGGUGUCCUACUUUACUUUUAAAAAAAAAAAUUGCCUUUGUGAUUCAGGAGGCAAGUUCACUUUAUUAGCUUUCCUUGGCUUCUAGUUUGGCCUGCUCUUUCAAGCAGUGGCACUUGUAUUAAUAACAAAUCAAAGUGGGGCUGAUUCCAAUUGUUGGUCAUGUGGAAAAAUAAUUUAUUUUAAUCCACGCAUUGGUAAUC